Scleropages formosus (Asian bonytongue) is the source of this 1523-nucleotide messenger RNA. RefSeq names its product calcium and integrin binding 1 (calmyrin) (gene cib1). The transcript has 7 exons. Lineage: Eukaryota; Metazoa; Chordata; Actinopteri; Osteoglossiformes; Osteoglossidae. Gene Ontology annotation, molecular function: calcium ion binding; magnesium ion binding. The coding region runs from base 549 to 1118 and encodes 189 amino acids. The record is from RefSeq and is a predicted model, not a curated record.
UAAAAUAUGAACGCACAGUAUGAAUUGAAACGAGUGUUACUAUGCGUUUUUAGAUUAUCUAGCAUACAAAAAUCGUAUGACAACGCGCCCGUUCUGAAAUAUCAUGUACAGAAGUACCCAGUUUCGUCGAAAAUACUAAAUUAAUCAUUCCCUCGUUUUCGUUAAUUGCUUAUCCUGGUCAACGGUACAUAAUAUAUGUAACAGGUGAUAUGGACAAGACACUUUGAGGUACUUUCUAGUCACUUGGUGGUGUGGUAAUAAUAAUAAACGUAGUAGUAGUAGUAGAAGAUGAUGAUGAUGAAGAAGACGACAGGGACUUUCUGAUGACAGCAGCACGUCCCCUAAUAGCGGACGACGUUUUACUCGGGUAACCAUGGAAACGAACGUAUGGACAGGAAGAGGAAGUGAAGAAAGUUAGCUGUGAACUUCGACCAACUUGUGAAAGCAAUUUUUAGUUGGUGUCCUUUUGUUUCCGCCUAAAACUUCCUGUUCGAAUUACGAAGUUUAUAUUAUACUAAUCGUUUGUAACUGUGAAACUCUGGUCAACAAUGGGAACGACGGCCAGUCAGCUACCAAAGGAUUUGCUGUCAGAGUAUCAGGAGCUGACAUUCCUAACAAAGCAAGAAAUCUUACUGGCUCACAAGAGAUUCACAGAACUCGUUGCAAAAGAAGAUCGAAAUGAUCCCAGUCCUAGGGUGCCCAUGUCCAAAAUUCUCACAUUACCCGAACUCAAGUCUAACCCUUUUAGGAAACGGAUUUGCCACGUGUUCUCUACAUCUGAAAGUAAAGAUGGCAGUUUGACAUUUGAAGAUUUUCUGGAUUUACUAAGUGCCUUCAGUGAUUCUGCCACGUUGGAAAUUAAAUCGCACUAUGCAUUCCGCAUUUUUGACUUUGACGAUGAUGGCACCCUUGACCGUGGAGACUUGGAGAAGCUUGUCAACUGUUUGACUGGAGAAACGGACGAUACCAGGCUCACUCCUGAAGAGAUGAAACAGCUCAUCAACAACAUCCUUGAGGAGUCUGAUAUAGACAAAGAUGGAACAGUGAACCUCUCUGAGUUCCAACAUGUCAUCUCAAGAUCUCCAGAUUUUGUCAGUUCAUUUAAGAUUGUGCUCUGAGUGGAUAAUUGCAGCAGAACAUUGGAGUUUUCCAAAGGCUGAUCUUUGCCACACACAAGCAGUCUAAUUCUUCCUGUCUCUUCCUCACUGUUUUUCUAAAGGUUAUGAAAGUGCCUUCUGGUGUUUAAGACUUUGUUUUAAUCAUUGAAUGUGUAUUUCUUACCUUAUUCCAUGUCUUCACAAUUAAAUUUUAAAGCAUUGAAUAGCACCUGUAUAACUUGUUUUUUAAAAAUUAGAGCAUUUCAAGUUUAAUAAUGUAAAUAUUUCACCUUUUUUAUAAUUCUAUUAGUAAAUCUCAGUAGGUAGGAACCCUACCUAACAUUUUUUAUCUAUCAGUGAUCCUACACUCUGAGCAUUUUGCAUAACUGAAAUGUGACUAAUGCAGUUUCAUGAUAUUUAGGCUUC